AUGUCUGGUGUUGCAAGUUCUUCAAGCAUUCCUGUUACAACUACAAAAAAUAAAGAAGUCUUGGAUAUUGAGCGUAGUGAUAUCAAGAUAAUUGAAGAUAACAGAGUCGCUGGUCUUGCCUUUCUUGACUUGACCGAACAAAAGCUUGUCAAUCCUCCUUACAAUCUUCUUGGCGGACCGGCUGGAGCAAUAGCGAAUUUAGUUAAGAGAAUUAAUGACACAGGGCAAGGUAUUUGA
Molecule: messenger RNA, 237 nt
Organism: Funneliformis geosporum
Lineage: Eukaryota; Fungi; Glomeromycota; Glomeromycetes; Glomerales; Glomeraceae
Source: the annotation of a GenBank genome assembly